AUGGCUCCUAUUACCCCUUCCGACGUUUGUGGUGCGCGCCGCCGCGGUUCAGCGCUCUUGGCUCUCGUCCUAGCGGCCACCUGCCUUGUGUCGUCGUCGAGAGCUCAGUCGAUGGAAGAUCAAGGCCCCCCACCAUUUCCGAUUCCUUUGGACCCAGCACAAGCCAAGCAGCUGCAGGCGCUCUCCAAGGCGCUCAGCAUCGCGCCGCCCGUCCCGGGGUGGAGCGACGCGGCGCCCAUGUGCGCGCAGCCCACGACGCCCCCAGACCUGCUCAAGGGCAUGCCCGCGGACCCCGCGUCCGGCACACCCGCGGUGCCGGACGCCGCCAAACGGAUCUUCUGCGACCCAAAUGGCCUUCUCAUCGUGCUUGACCUGCAGGACCUGAGCUUAUCAGGGCCCAUCCCCACGCUGGUCGGCACCAUCACCAGCCUUCAAGAGCUCUGGCUGAGCAGCAACAACUUCACGGGCAGCAUUCCACCCUCCUUAUCCCAGCUCACCAACCUCAGCGUCCUGGCAGCAGCGGGCAACAAGCUGAGUGGCGACGUGGCUCUCUCCAUCCCCGACACGCUCAUCAAGAAGAUGCCGAACCUCGCUGCACUCGACCUCGGCAGCAACGCCUUCACGGGCAGCAUCCCCGGCGCCCUCUCCUCGCUCACUGCCCUCACACAGCUGUGGCUGGGGCACAACCAGCUGUCUGGAUCCAUCCCCUCCUCCCUCGGCCAGCUUACCAAUCUCCAGUCUCUCAAGGUGGACGGCAACAAGCAGCUGAGUGGCGCCAUCCCGGAUGCUCUGGGCGCACUCACCAAUCUCAGAGAGCUUGAGAUGAACGACACCAGUCUGGCUGGCACCAUCCCUCCCACCAUCGGCAACCUCAGCCAGCUCGCUCAGUGGGGGGCGGCCAACACAGGCCUACAGUGCCCCGGCAGCGGCAGCAGCUGUGGCGGAGUGAAGCAGCACUCGGCCACCACCUUCUGUCUCGACAUCUGCCCCUCCUUCUGUACCGUCUGCACGCCCGCCAACUUGGCAGCAGAGCCACUGGUCCUGCAGCAGCCAGCUUCCCCUGCUACAGCAGCAACACCACCCGGCAAGGCCAGCACCCAGAUGCUGCCUGCACUCGCAUCUGCUGCUUGGGCCUUGCUGGCUGUUGUGCUGCUCGUCGCACCUGCGUAG
This is a messenger RNA of Closterium sp. Naga37s-1, 1170 nucleotides long. The record is from the annotation of a GenBank genome assembly. Lineage: Eukaryota; Viridiplantae; Streptophyta; Zygnematophyceae; Desmidiales; Closteriaceae.